GCCGGGCCGGGCUGCAGCCCCUGGCGGCGGCCGGUGCCGCGUCUGGUGGCGGCGCCGGCAGGUAGCGGCGCGGCGCGGCGUCAUCGCCGUGCGGCGGCCAGUGACGCGGCGGCCGCCGACCGGCUCUCUCCUCCCUCUCCCGGACUGCCUGCCGAAUCGGUCAGCCGCCGCCGCCGACUGCUGACCGGGCCGCGGCCAGGCGCACCGCACAGCUGCAGCCAUGCUAACUAUCACAGAGACGACGAGCAAAGUGAAAGCGGUCAUCUUUACAGCUGCUGCACUCGCCAGUCUGGCCACAUUGAUCAUUCUGGGCGUCAAAUUCCACGGAGUGGUGAAGCCGCCCCCGGAGAGACUCACAGAUGGCGGCACGGCUGCCCACUCGCCGUCCAAACUGGGACGGUACCGGUCGGCGGCUGUCUGCGCCGACGCCGGCCUCUGCGCCUCCAUUGGCAGGACGAUGCUGGAGCGGGGCGGCAACGCGGUGGACGCCGCCAUCACUGCUCUCAUCUGUGACGGUGUGGUCAACCCACACAGCAUGGGCAUCGGCGGGGGCUUCGUGCUGACACUCUACAACCACACCACGGGCAUGGCGGAGACGCUGGUGGCCCGCGAGCGCGCCCCGGCCGCCGCCUACGCCGACAUGUAUGAGGAACCGGCCGAGGCGCAGACCGGCGGUCGUUCGAUCGCGGUGCCGGGGGAGGUGCCCGGCUACUGGGCGGUGCACCAGCGCUAUGGCCGGCUGCCUUGGCGCACGCUCUUUCAGCCGGCCAUCAGCCUGUGUCGGUACGGCAUUCCCGUGUCGCACUCCGUACACAAGGCGCUCACCAAUAAGCGUAUCCAACGCCUGCUGCGCAACGAGAGCUUCCAUCUCGGCGACAUCUUUUUAAACGGCAACGAGUCGCUGAGCAUCGGCGACGUGGUGCGUCACCCGACUCUGGCGGCCACCCUGGAGAAGAUAGCCGAGGGAGGCCUGCAGGCCUACCAGGACAUCGGCCAGAAGCUGGCAGAGGACAUACAGCAGAUGGGCGGCAUCGUCACCCACGACGACAUCAAAAACUAUGUACCGACGUGGACGGCGCCGGUGCGGGUGCCCCUGCCGAGGAGCGGCGUCACCCUCUUCUCGGUGCCGCCGCCGGCCAGCGGUGCCGUCCUCGGCGUCAUCCUGGGCAUCCUCGACGGCUACCCCAUCACCAACGCCAGCAUGUCCAGCGACUCGGCGCAGGCCCAGGUGCUGCACAACAUCACCGAGGCCUUCAAGUUCGCCUACGCCAUGCGCAGUCGGCUGGGCGACGCCGAGUUCACUGAUGUGGAGGAGCUGGUGCGAAACAUGACCUCGGCGCCGUCGCUGGAGGAGAUGCGGGCACGGAUCCGACCCGACGGCGUGCUGGGCGGUCCGGAGGAGUACGGUGCCGAGUUCAGCUUCGUCAACGACAGCGGCACGGCGCACAUCUCGGUGGUGGAUGCCGACGGCAGCGCCGUCUCCGUCACCAGCACCAUCAACCUCUACUUCGGCAGUGGUUUCCGGUCGCCGCAGACUGGCAUCAUCCUCAACAACGAAAUGGACGACUUCAGCUCAAACUUCACCAACUCGUUCGGCCUUCCUCCCUCGGAAGCCAACUUCAUAGAGCCCGGCAAGCGGCCGCAGUCGUCGAUGGCCCCUGCUAUCCUGGUCGAUGAGAAGGGGAAGGUGCGGAUGGUGAUUGGCGCGUCCGGCGGCAGUAAAAUCACCUCCAACAUCGCUUAUGUGGCGGCGAGGAACCUCUGGAUGGGAGAGGAUAUCAAACAGGCCGUCGACGCCAGAAGAAUACAUCAUCAGCUGUUACCCGACCAGCUCAGGAUCGAGAAGGGAGCACCGCAGGUGCUGCUGGACAAGCUGACCGAGCGUGGCCACACGGUGGAGGAGUCGUCCCAGCCACUGGCCAUUGUGUGCGGCGUGGUGAGCACUCCCGACGGUCGUCUGGAGGCCAACGCCGAUCACAGGAAGGGCGGAGACGUGGCCGGCUUCUGAUCGCAGCUGCAGCCGGGCCGCCGCCGGUAAUAGUCAGAGGAGCGCGGGUGUGCUGUGUGCUGAGCGUGUUUGAGAUUAGUUCUGAAACGUGUAGUGCGUUUGUUGAGGGUUUUAGCGCAUUGGGACCAAUGCUCGACGAAAACAGAUUUCCGUCCGUUUUCUUUUUUCUUUUUUUCUUUUUGAAAACGAAUGGCUCAAGCUGAAGAAAGAUGCUUUAGGUCAUAUUUUGAUAAUUAUUUCAUCAACUCUGAUGAAUAACAGCAGUAGGAACACAUGACAGACGAAGAUAUGCUGGGAAUCGUUUUAAGGUGUGAGGCAGCUCGUAACGUGUGUGCGUUAGUGUGCAUCUGGUGCUUUGCAUGCUGUGUGUAAAAGACGACCGUCUAUUGCGAGCAAAAUGUUGUUAGUUGAUGGUUAUGCCUCGUGUAAGCUGGUCAGGAUUCAAUGCUGAUGACAACACCAGUUUUAUGACGUGAUAGGUAGUUACAAAGGAGUAUGAGAUAGUGUGUAGUCAACCUAGUGGUAGGCAUAACUAUACAACUUAGGAACAUACGAGUACAUGCAGUCGGACCAAAUACCAUUUCGUGCUAAAUGUCCUACAGAAAUUAUGGCAUAUGCUCGUCAUGAAGCAAAACUGCACAACUAUUUCAUGUGGACAAAAGGGCCGUAUAAGGCACGCAUUUAUGAUGUGCCAUUAGCAGUAGCGGCGGAACACCUUCAAUUAGGGGGGGGGGGGGCACUGCCGACUUUUGGUCCCAUUCUUUCCAUGCAACGCCCAUAGAGCUAAUGUUAAAAUGCCAAAAUCAAAGGGGGGCACGGUGUCCCGGUGCCCUCCCCGUUCCGCCGCCUAUGUGGCGUAUGGUUAAGUUUUGUCAAAUGACGUUUUAACCACACUUAAUGACGUUCUCCUAUGACACGUAGGUUUAAUGUACACUGUUUUGUUUUGGUUAAUUGUUCAACACUGUAAAUCGCACAAAACAUCGGCGGUAUGAAAUGCCUACGGAUUUGUUCCUUAUUUACAUGACCAUUAUUUACAUUUUGAAGUUAAUUAAUACAAUAUUAAAAAUACAUG
Molecule: messenger RNA, 3080 nt
Organism: Amphibalanus amphitrite
Lineage: Eukaryota; Metazoa; Arthropoda; Thecostraca; Balanomorpha; Balanidae
Product: glutathione hydrolase 1 proenzyme-like
Exons: 12
Coding region: 221-2008 (595 amino acids)
Biological process (GO): glutathione catabolic process
Cellular component (GO): plasma membrane
Molecular function (GO): glutathione gamma-glutamate hydrolase
Source: RefSeq, a predicted model, not a curated record